Molecule: messenger RNA, 6734 nt
Organism: Xenia sp. Carnegie-2017
Lineage: Eukaryota; Metazoa; Cnidaria; Anthozoa; Malacalcyonacea; Xeniidae
Product: nuclear pore complex protein Nup205-like
Exons: 36
Coding region: 90-6179 (2029 amino acids)
Biological process (GO): nuclear pore organization
Cellular component (GO): nuclear pore inner ring; nuclear pore
Molecular function (GO): structural constituent of nuclear pore
Source: RefSeq, a predicted model, not a curated record
AUGGAGAAUUUCGAAAUAUUCGAAAUGUGGAGGAACGAAGUGGAAGCAUUGUCUGUAAAAUAACAGUAAAUAAGCAGUUUUUCUUUCACAUGGCGAAUAAAGAAGGGUCGUGGCGAUCCUACAAGCUGCUGUUGUCCGUGGUUGAGUCCGCUAUAGUACAAAAAAGACCCGAAGCUUAUUACGACCUUGAUGGGAUUUUGAAAAGAUUUAAAUCGGAACUUCUGUCCCCUCUGAGAAAUCCGGUCAAAAAUGCUUCUCAUCGUGCACAAGUACAACAGGCAGCAACAGUUGGUAUUUCAAUUGGCAAUAAUGGGGAGCAACAGAAGUUUCCUUCGAAGUUUGUCGAUGAGGCAUUGUUGCUCAGUGACAUUUUAAAUCUGAACGAGCUCGUUGCUGUAGAAUUACUCUUAGUAAGUGAGCAACAAAAAGCCAAUUUUCCUGGUCAGAGCAGAGGCUUAGUGGCUGUAUUGCUUUACCAUGAUGGAAGGCGCUGUCUUUUGUCUGCCAUUCGCACACUCCUUCAAGCUCGUGAAGGUUUAACUUGGACUUUGGAAUUGGAUGUUGAAAUAUCUGAUCUGAUAAGAUCAAUCACGAAGCAAAUGCUUGAUGAAGAACUUGUCACAAAAUUACUGGAUCAACUUGCCAAACUCAAUCUUCGAAGUGAGCUGAAAAAACUCCAAGAAGGUCAAGCUAUUGGCAACGAGAAGCAUCAACGACAGUUGAUCGAUCUUUUGACAGAACAACGCCUGCUUCUUGCUGAGUCAAUAUUUUGUAUUGCAUGUCAAUCACCACUCAAUAAAGCUGAUACUGUAAAGAUCCUUAAAUAUUUGCAAACUGUCCGUCCUGAUGAAGAGACAGGAGAGAUGGAUCAAGCUGACGUCAUUUUGUUUUUUGCUCUGAUCUACGCCCUCAAUGUGAGCAGUUUGGAAAGUCAAUUAGAGCUUCCUGCAGAUCAUGUUGCAGAUAAUCUGCUGCCAAUCUUACAAGAUGCCGAGUUUCUUCCCGCCAUCCACCAGGAAGUGUCGGAUUCCGAGAAAUGGUCGUGGAUUCAACUUUGUUCUGCUGUCCAGUUUGCUUGGGGGCUCACUUUGCGGCUGUGCGGUCAGUAUGCCGGCGAGUUGGUGGUCGAGGUGGACAUUUUGGCCGAAGACGAUGGCAUCGUUACAACGGCGAUUUUGAACGAUGCUUUUGAGUUUUUCAAGAAGUUUAUCGUUGGCUCCAGAGGUUUCUACGAAGAGGAAUAUUUUGUGAGGAGGCUUCAUCUACUAAUUACAGAUUUCAUUGUCAACAUGCCAUUAAAGGUGAAAGAAUUGCGUACCCUUGGAGACGAGGCUGCCCGCAUAUUGCAUGCCUGUGCUCAAGAGGGUGUCGCACCACCGGUUGGUCAGCGGCAGGACUUUGAAAAUUUCAUGAACUUGAUAAGUGAUCUGUACAAGAACGAUCCCCUUGGUCUGGAGCUCGCUGAAGAUUUUUGGAUACCGCUUGAUAGCGAGGGAUAUUCAUCAGCAUUAGGAGAUAGACAUCAAAACGCAAUGCCCAAACAGAUUGUUUUGUGUAACUUCAUUCGUGUCGCCGGUGACUUACUUCCCGCGAAUCUGUUCGUCCCCUAUCUUGGCAUGUUAACUGGCCUCGCCGGUAGUAAACAUUCGGCGCGUCGAUGCUUCUUCUUACUCAAAACAAACGGCUUGAAUGCCGCUGGCACAGUUAACGCCGUCUCAUGGGACCAUUUUUUCGACUCACUCAAACGAUAUUACAUUGAUCUGCGGCAAGAGAAUAUAGGCUUACAUCCAGGAAAUUAUCAAGUCCAGUUUUCGCCAAUGAGCAUAACUGCUGAAGAACAAAUUGGACUGGAGGCUGUUUUACGAUUAACGGCAACCGUCGCUAAAAUGGAUGAAACUGCACGAAUUGCAUUAUGCGAAAAUCCAUCAUGGGUGCCUCUCACCUCGAUGUUCGGCUUACUGGGGUGCUCAAUUCCCACGUCUUUGAAAGCGUGUAUUCUGGAAACUCUUGCUGCGUUCGCUAUGUCUCAGGAAACUACAGCGUCAAUGUGGCAGUCGUUGGAAACCUCACAGAUUCUACAAACCGUCAAACCUGCUGGACAGGCUUUACAGGAAAGUGGACUGUUGGCUGAGUUGGAGGAGAUCGAAUCGCGUAAUGAAACUUACCCAGAGACGCGAGCUUUUAUGACACUACUUGCAAAUUUGACCGCAUACCCGGUCCCUGCAAACCUCGGCGCAGGGUAUCGAGUUCCGGGCUUUGAGCCUUAUCUUGAGUUUUUGCGCGACUCCGUGUUGUUGAAAUUUAAGGCGAGAGCGUACCUGGAUCCCAACGAGAAGUGGCAAGUAGCAAGUGGCGUUUUACAAAUCUUCGUCAAAUUGCUUGAGCAGUUCGAACCCAGUGCGGAGAGCAUGUCCGAGGAGCUUAUAGAGAUCAGUAGCCGCGAACGAAUAACGACUGCAAAGACAGCUGGGUACACCUUAAUGGUCCAUAUGUUAAAUGAGACCCCGAUGCUUAAAAUGGUUCUUUCUAUUGUAAACGAGGCUUCUGAACUACUGGAACAGAUAACUGCAUUUAAAGGCAAAAAAGAAGACAUUGAGAUGAGCGCUCUGCUUUCCUUGAAAUUGGUGGAAAUUACAAUGGAAAAGCAACAAGAGUUCACUAACUGCCUACGUCAACAGAAUUCUUCUGUACUCGUGACGUCAUUGGAUCAAUUAUUGCUUGGCGUCGGUGUUCGUCCCCAUGCCACCGACUGUGUUUCCCAAAUUGCUCGAUUCAUAACACAUACACAUACGACGCCUGAACUGGCUUUGGUAGCUAUCAAGAUCCUGUAUUUAGUCUGUCAAACUUCUGCCCUGCAGCUGGAGAUUUAUAACAGACUUACGGCAGAUAAGGAACGUGCAGAAGAACUCCUUGUUGGUUUUGUUGAUCAUCUAGAUACUGUUCAGGCUGAAGAUGACAACUCGCGGAGGCUAUAUGAAAGCACAGGUCUUAUCGAGGAGAUUGCCAUUGUCAGUCAAAUUCGAGCUGGAAUCCGUCAGAAUAUUGUCAGAUUUCUUCUUUUUUGUCUAAAGUUGCGUUCUCCAAAUCUCGCACACUUCUGUUGUCUGUUGAUCACGAUUUUUCUGACAUUGCCGUUAAUGCCUCAUUUAUCCCCAGGUGUCCUCGGUACUCCUCGCACUUGCCUGCAUUCCGUAUUGGAUAUCCUUGGUGAAGGUCUUGAUACACCGCAUGGUCCUGCUGCAGUUGAAAACACCCCCCAUCUUGCCGAGCUUUGUUUCAAACUUGUUUAUGCAUUGUGCCAGAACUUGGAAACAAGCGACGCUUGUAUACGCUACCUCCGGACCAGUCAUAACUUUUUCCAAUCUCAUCUCGUUCAUCUACCCUUUGUAUUACCCGAGAAAUCCACAAAUGAAGUCAUGGAAAACAAUUUAUGCAAAAUGAAUCAACAAUCGUGGCUUUUGAAAACAAUUGCGACCGAACUAAGAAUGACGGCCCAAACGCGACAGCGUUCUCACGUGCAACAGUUACUUUCACUUUUGCUCGUAGAGCCUUCGGACACAUAUUCUCAGCGGUUUUCUGGUGGGACGUUGAGCUCUUUUGAAGAUAACGGCAUGUCGCGCAGUGUUCUAGGAAGCAAAGGUCGAAAGAUAAUGGAAUUUCUCGACUCCAUCGACUUCACCCAUGCAGUCCCUGCUCCUUCACAGUGUUUGAACUAUUUUGAGCCGGCGAUCACCGAAGCUGUAAUUACUUCAUGUGAUGAAAGCAGCGAGGACUCGCCCUUCCUGUAUACGAAUCUACGUAGACUGUACAAACGUUUAAUGAACGAACUGGAAGUUGUUCAGGGACCCGCUACAGAGGCGCAAAAAAAUAUGUUGGUUCAGGAAGUCAAACGAAUCAUGAAUUAUACGCUGGAACGCAAUCGCUAUCGCGAGGGUUUGUACUACAAACAGCAGGCAUUUGAGUCUUGGCGACAGUUGGUCGAAGUAAUUUUGGCAAGUUGUCCGCCGGAGAUAUUGAAUCGCGAGGUCAAACAGACCAUGAUCUUUGAUUUGACGAGAGAGCUUCUCUACAAGAUGUCAGAUGAGAAUUCUGCUUCGGAAUUAGUCGCCCCAGUCUCUGGAGUUGUGCUCACGUUCAUGGCUCAUCUACGUCAAUCGACUUUGCCUUCUGGUGAUGCUUUGCAUGCCGGGCCUUCCCAUAGUGCAGUGGUAUCAGGCUGGCACGAGGAUGGUGUGACGGAAGAGUUGGCUAUACCAACAGAACCUCUUCUUGGCAUAUUUCAAAGUUUAAUUCAAGUUCUGAUUCAGACAAGUGGAAGCCACCAGCGGGUGAGGGCAAAUCUUUAUGGAAGUCUGUUGUAUUAUCUUCAGAUUGGUCAAAGAAAUGACAAUCGAAGGGAAAGCAUCGAUAUGUUGCUGCUGAAGAAGAAUUACGAAAUCAUUUCCAACUUUGGCGAGGCCUUAAUGGAGAUUGUAUGCCGGGACUGCUGUGAUGGUCACGACGUUACGAGGAUGUUAUCAUGCGCUGUUGUCGAUUCAAUUACAUCUAUCGACUGGCGGAAUCGUUGGCUCAUCUUCCUGAAUACAAAAGGAUAUUUAAGGCAUUUGGUCGAAAGUCUACUCUUGGAAGAUGAGAAUCUACAGUCGGCAUUGAAUCCUAGCCCUGAACCUCUUAAAUCUCUCUACGUAUACGAAUCAAGAAUGGCUCUAUUGACAAGACUAGCACAGUCGCCUGAAGGUGCCAAAGUGCUGCUAAAUACAGGUGUAAUGUCUCGCCUUUCUGAGUGUCGCUUUAUCGACAUGCGACCCUCCGGAUCCACAAGUACAUUUUCUGAUCAUCGCCUACCUAGUUAUUCCGCUGACCGGAUGAUAUCUGCGAUGACAGCCUACCAAGAUUCGUUUGUUCCCUCCAUCAUGGAACGUUAUUUACAGCUAUUGAUACCAGCUUUGCGCAUGUCUCUUUCCCUUUUGACGUCACUUGGUCAAGAUCACCGCGAAGCUUCGAUUCAGAUUUUGCAUUUCAUCGUAUCCCACGCAGAGGUCUUCGCUGAUAUUUUGCAAGAGCAUACGGACAGAAUAACUGUGUCCUCGUUACACGAAUUGUAUCUAGUCAGCGGUAUCGUGUGCAAGGCGGGCGUGACCGAAAAUGCUAUAUUGGCAGAAGAGACUAGGUUUGAAGAUAUGAUGAAAUUGAAGGCACCGCUGUCCAGAAUACAAAGGCUCAUGCUGGCGUUGCUUCCAAAGUAUAGCGUGCGGGAAAACUGGGAUCGAAUUGUUCGGGAAGUGCUCAAUUUGGACGUCGACGAAAGAGAAGCAGCGUUCAAAGCUCUCCAAUAUAACGUUAGUGCGUUGGAGGCCUAUCAAACCCUCCAACAGAUCUACGGAAACUUGAUCACUUAUUGCAAGAAUGUUGUUGUUUCUGGGGGUUUGAGUGACUGUCAAGUUAUAUUCGCACCCCUGUUGGACGAUGUUUACACGAGAGAUAUAUAUGCAGAAAAAGGUUCCUUAGGUUCGAUAACUGUCAAUCAACAAAGACUUUCUAUUAUUGUCCGUAAUCUAAAGAUUUGUUGUGAAAAAGUUGCCAAUUGCGUUGAAUCAUACAAGCAAGCAAGUCACAAGCUCAAUAAUAUCGACGACCUCAGCAUGGACGAGUUAAAAGAGCUUGGCUCUCAAUACUCCUCGUCCGUUGACCGAAUGUCAACUCAGCAGAAACAACAGCUGGCUUUCAAAUGCCUUCGCGAGGUUGUCAAGUACCGCUCAGACGAACUCGAUAUGUACCUAUAUAUCAUUGAAAACUCCUUGUUUAUCCUGUGCAAACACCUCGAGUACUAUUAUGUGUAUUGUAUACCCUCCGAUCGCGAAGUCUCGACCCUUCAUAGCUCGUUGACUGGUAGAACUAGACCAAGGCGACUACAAGAUUAUAGACCUUAUGAAGAACUAGAGUCAACUUACGGUGAUUCAUUCAAAACAAAAUUUCAAUCUCGUACAUCGAGGGCUGACAUCGAAAAGCUUAAAUCUGAUGCUUCCACUUGUCUGACGGACGCAUUUCUAAGGAAAUUACGGGACAUUGAAAAGAAUCAUAGACAAGGGCCGUCUCGUGCAGGUUUCGUCGAUGCUUUAACAAGACGGAUUAAGCGAUUACUUGUUCUUCAUGGCCCGCAAACAGUGGAAACUUAUUAACACCGAUGACUCAAGUGAAAUUCAAGAGAAGUAGGAGGAAUUUUUAACUUGCGAUGGUUUAGUGUGUCAUACAUGUAAAUAUAUGUACUUAUAUUUGCUCGCAGAAAAGAGAAGCCCUUUUUAUACUAGGGCUUCUCUUUUAGACAUACAGAAACGUGUCAAAACUGACUUAGCAUUAUAAAACUGAGCAAGUGGUCAGUGCUUCUUUAGAACGCCAUUAAGUCGGCAGGAACUUCUUCCGGACACGCUAAUAACCUGUUAGUGCGAUUCUAAAAUACAGUAUGUACUAGUACGAUACGAGUAAAAUGGGAAAGGGCGUUUGACUUGAAAACUGUGGAGACUCCCUUUAUGAUAUACAUUGUAAGAUCUGUAGUGUAUGAAUGUUGAAGAAGGACAUUCCAAGGAAAUUUGUUCUAACUAUGCCGAAAUACAAUUGUCCUCAAAUUAUAAUCAGAACUUGUUUUCAACAAGUUUAACUGUUAAUGUUGAUGUAUCAUACGUCAUUGUGGCGAAAAUUUGUUCUAACUAUGCCGAAAUACAAUUGUCCUCAAAUUA